Messenger RNA from Drosophila biarmipes, 616 nucleotides. RefSeq lists its product as uncharacterized. Bases 58 to 471 code for a protein of 137 amino acids. The record is from RefSeq and is a predicted model, not a curated record. NCBI's taxonomy places the organism in Eukaryota, Metazoa, Arthropoda, Insecta, Diptera, Drosophilidae. The transcript is spliced from 4 exons.
AAACCCUGCCGAGUGUUGUUUCCCAAGUGCACCAGUCCAUAGGUCAAGAUUGGAAAUAUGAAUCUCUACAUUGUCCUUGUGGUGGUAUCGGUGUUCCUAAACCUGAUCCAAGCAGCGCCGAGUGUGGAUUUUCCCAACGACGAAUUGAUGGAUGGAAAAUAUUUAUGUGAAGCUGGUUUGAAGAAGUACGAUGGACCCUUCAUAGUUAGAUUGAUAUCCGCUGCCAAUGGACAAACGGUGGUGUGCUACGAGUGCGGCCAGUCGGAUUUCAAGGCAAAGUUCAGCGCAAAACCCUGCGGAGAUCGGUUUUCGGCCGGAAAGAUUGGGACAGGCCACCACCGGGACGUGGUUCCCUACCUGGUGAGGAUGGACCCCGUGUACAAGGACACUUGGGGCAGUAAGCUGAAAAGGAACUUCGAUGAGAUCGACAAGGCCUCCGCCAGCUUCAGCAUUCUCAACCAACUGGUCUAGAGACACCCUCUCAGGCCAUUUUAAAUGCUCACGGAUAUGGAUACCGACCGAACCGCGAAUAUACUCUUAAAUGCUUCAUGUCAAGGGAUUAUAAAAAGCAGAAAUAAACAGUGUGCAUCCUCAUAACUGGUACGAUUGAAACGAG